UUAAUCAGUGGUUGCAAGAUGAGUCGACAAAUGUUAGGAUAUUGGUACUUUGCGGGAUUGGUGGGGUUGGAAAGACCACCAUUGCAAAGACUGUUUAUAACCAGAACUAUGACAAGUUUGAAAGGAGCUGCUUUCUUGCGGACGUUGCUGAAACAUCAGAACAGCCAAAAGGUGUGAAUAGCUUACAAGAACAACUUCUUUCAGAUAUGCACAAGGGGAAAUCAGUAAAGAUAUAUAAUGUAGAUGAGGGAGUUAUGAAGAUCAAGAAUGCUAUGUGUUGCAGGAAAGUUCUUAUUGUUCUUGAUAAUGUGGAUAAUCCGGAACAAUUCAAAUCCAUUAUCGGUGAGCAAGAGUGGCUGUCCUCGAGAAGUAAAAUCAUCAUAACAACUCAAUUUAAGAGUUUGUUAACUAAAGGUCGUUGGAAACUUCUCAUUGAGCCAUUGAAUGCUAAUGAGUCACGUAAGCUCUUCGCCUUGCAUGCCUUUGGACAAGAAGAUCAUCCUGAAAAUUUCAACGAGCACUGUGAAUGUGUAUUGAGGUUUUGUGAUGGUCUUCCAUUAGCUCUUUGUGUUUUAGGCACCUUUCUCGGUUGCAGAAGUACAGAUGAAUGGAAAAGUGAAAUUGAAGAACUGCAAGAAAUUCCUGGUAGUCAAAUUCAGAAGGUUCUUAGAAAAAGCUAUGAUUCUCUGCAAAAUGAUAGUCAUAAAGAAAUAUUUCUUCACAUAGUUUUUUUCUUUGUUGGGUCGGAUAAAGAUGUUGUACUUAAAAUUUUAGAUGGCUGUGGCCUCAAAACAAAUUCGCGAGUUCAAAGUCUCAUGGAUAGAUGUCUCAUUAAAAUCAAUGAAAGUAACAAGCAUACGAUGCAUCAAUUGGUUAGAAACAUGGGUAGAGCAGUCGUUCUCCAAGAAUCUCCUGAUGAACCGGGGAAUCUUAGUAGAAUAUGGAAUCAUAAAGAGGCGUUUAGGGUGUUGACAGAAAAAACAGGUACCCAGACAAUUAAGGGCCUCAUUCUUGACAUGCAUAUGUUAAGAGAAGAGAAACAUGUCAGACCAAUUUCAAAUUAUGGAAAUCAUAUUUAUGAAAAUUCUGUGGAGGAAUCAAUGCUUGGUUGUGAAGAUAACUAUUCAAUGUUUAAUUGUCUUGGUGGCUUUUGGCAACUGAUCAUGAAUUGUAUCUCAAAAACUUCGUCUACCUCAUCAGAUGUGAUCAAAACAGAGGCAUUUGCAAAUAUGCGCCAAUUAAAUGUGCUUCUGCUCAAUGAUGUCAAGCUUGAUCGAGGAUAUGAAGAUUUUCCAAAACACUUGGUGUGCCUGCGUUGGCUCAGACUCCCUUUGAGCUCUAUGCCAACGUGUUUAAAUGUGGAGAAACUUGUUGUUCUUGAUAUGCGGCAUAGCAGGCUAAAAGAUGCUUCGCAGGGAAAGUUGUGUGACUCACUCUUCUUGUCUCUCUCUUUAUAAUCAAUCAAAUUAUAUGACAAUCUAUUGAAUCCGACCUUUUUUCCCACUAAAUUUUCAGUCCUUUCCAUGCUUGAAGAUCCUUGACCUAAGUCACUCUCAUUUACUCACUACAACCCCUGACUUCACGGGACUACCUGGUCUUGAGAGUUUGCUGCUUAAAGAUCGUAUAAAUUUAGUCAAGAUUGGCAAAUCUAUUAGACACUUGAGGAGACUUGUCUUGUUAAAUCUUGAAGGCUGCAUAAAACUCGGGAAGCUUCCAGACACAAUUGCUGAUUUGAAAUCACUUGAAGAACUAUAUUUGACUGGUUGCUCAGAACUUAAAGUGCUACCUAAAGAGCUGGCUCAGAUGGAAUCCUUGACGGUGUUUUUUGCUGGUGGAAUUACCUUGAAUGAAUUAAGCUUUAGUUCGAGAAAUGUAAGGGAACCUUGGUCUUGGUUAUCAGGCAGAGAAGUUCCAGAAUCCACUAUGUUUUCAUUUGCUUUUC
This is a messenger RNA of Hevea brasiliensis (rubber tree), 1942 nucleotides long. Its product is annotated as disease resistance protein RUN1-like. The record is from RefSeq and is a predicted model, not a curated record. The transcript has 2 exons. Gene Ontology annotation, biological process: defense response. NCBI's taxonomy places the organism in Eukaryota, Viridiplantae, Streptophyta, Magnoliopsida, Malpighiales, Euphorbiaceae. Gene Ontology annotation, molecular function: ADP binding. Bases 207 to 1457 code for a protein of 416 amino acids.